CUGCUCUCGUGCUGAUUGCGGUGACGUUCACACCUGAACUAAAAUAUAUAAGCAAUAAUCUGCGUUAUCGGCAACUAUAAAUGAUCUCCCAGCUGUAUCUGCCUUCCUCCGCAGCAUUUAGACGCGCUGACGUACAGCUGCUUCAGGAGGAGCGCCUAACUUUCUUUAUCACUCAUUCCUAUUUAAGCCAUUGGGAGAAGAAAUUCUGCAAAUCGGACGUCUUGUUUUCCCCUCCACUUUGCAUCGGUCCAACCUCCAGAAAACGCAACGAUGGUAGCGCUUUGGAGCGUUUUUAUCAUCCUGGCAGCAGCGCCUUGUUUUCUGCGCUGCUCUGAAAAACCUGCAUUAGUUGGGAAAAUGUAUCCGAGGGGCAAUCACUGGGCUGUAGGUCAUUUAAUGGGAAAGAAGAGCUUGCCUGAAAAGCAGCAGGUAAAUCUUGACUAUAUCACACUUUCACAAUCGGACAGAAUCGUUGACCAGGACCAAACUGUGAAGGCUCUGUCACCAAAAAAACAGCUAACAAUACUACAGCUUCUUCAUAACAACAAGAGAAGAGAAUAUAAAGGAAAAUAUCUCCAAGAGAUGUUACACCUAUUUCUCCUGGCUUUGAAACUCCAAGACAAUGAAUCCUCCUGAAGAAAAGACAGACUUGGUUGGAAACGCUGCUUCUGACGUCUACUUUCUCUGUAAUAACAAAAUGACCAUGUAUAAACUGUGCUAGACACAAACAUUUCAGUUUUCAGUUAUUUACUAUUUUUACUCCCGCAAAAUAAAGGUUUCUACUACUUACUGACCGACAAGAACGUGUCACAGAAAGUGAGAAUCUGAAAUAAAUUAAAAAUUAUACUUGCAUUGUGGAUGUCGGAUCAUGCUUUGCACACAGCAAGUCGCUAUCUUUUGCUUCAAGAAUGAACUGAAUGAACAGUUCUCUCUUAUAAAAAGAUAAUUUUAUGAUGGUAACAUUCCGAUAUUACAUUUCCUUUCAACCAUAAACAAAAAGGGUAAAAAAAAAGAUUUACCUCACGGUUAAUAU
Molecule: messenger RNA, 1033 nt
Organism: Cyprinodon variegatus (sheepshead minnow)
Lineage: Eukaryota; Metazoa; Chordata; Actinopteri; Cyprinodontiformes; Cyprinodontidae
Gene: grp
Product: gastrin-releasing peptide
Exons: 4
Coding region: 271-636 (121 amino acids)
Biological process (GO): neuropeptide signaling pathway
Molecular function (GO): neuropeptide hormone activity
Source: RefSeq, a predicted model, not a curated record